AUGGCUGGCCCUGUUGAGUCUAAAUUUAGCCCCAAGGACAUGGAGUUCCGUAACUUGGGGCCGAGUGGGUUGAAGGUUUCUGUGUUGUCGCUUGGCGGCUGGUUGACCUACGGCGGCACGCAAAAGGGCAGCAUUGUGAAGGACUGCAUGCAAGCAGCCUGGGACCAUGGUAUCAACUUCUUUGAUACCGCUGAGACUUAUGCCAAUGGCCAGUCUGAGAUCGAGAUGGGUCAGGCGUUGAAGGAGCUGGCGUGGCCAAGGGACGAGUAUGUGCUGAGCACGAAGAUCUUCUUUGGAACUGGCCGUAAAGAGCCAAACACCAGGGGGCUCAGCAAGAAGCACGUUGUCGAAGGCCUAAAGAGCUCGCUGGCUAGGCUACAGCAGCCAUACGUGGAUAUUGUCCUUGCCCACCGAAUCGAUGUUGCCACCCCGAUGAAGGAGAUCGUGGAAGGCUUCACCCAAGUCAUCCGCAACCUCAACCUCGCCUACUACUGGGGCACCUCAGAAUGGAGCGCCGCCCAAAUCAUGGAAGCCACCCAAAUCGCCGAGAAAUACAACCUCAUCGCCCCAAUCGCCGAGCAACCCCAAUACAACGCCUUCCACCGCCAGCGCUUCGAAGUCGAGUACGCCCCCCUCUACGAGAAAUUCCAAUACGGCACCACCAUCUGGUCACCCCUCGCGUCCGGCCUCCUGACCGGUAAAUACAACGACGGCGUCCCCGAAGACUCUCGCUUCGCCACAAACUCAGCCGUCUUUAGCGACUCCGUCAAGCAACUGCAGACCGAAGAGGGCAAAGCCAAGAUCGAGAAGGUCAAGAAGCUGACCACCAUCGCGGAGAAGCUCGGCGGCAACGCUUCGCAACUAGCGUUGGCGUGGUGCGCGAAGAACCCGAACGUCUCCACCGUCAUCCUCGGCGCUACGAAGGUCGAGCAGAUCGUAGACAACUGCAAAGCGCUCACCCUGCUACCAAAGCUCACGCCAGAGCUGAUGGAGGAGAUCGAAAAGAUUCUGGACAACAAGCCCGCGCCGACUCCUUCAUACGGGCGGUCGAGGUAA
Molecule: messenger RNA, 1056 nt
Organism: Mytilinidion resinicola
Lineage: Eukaryota; Fungi; Ascomycota; Dothideomycetes; Mytilinidiales; Mytilinidiaceae
Product: Aldo/keto reductase
Exons: 5
Coding region: 1-1056 (351 amino acids)
Source: RefSeq, a predicted model, not a curated record